CUUUUUUUCAAACAGAUAUUACUGACAAAUGUAUCCCAGUAAAUUGUGACAUAAGGAAUAGAUAGAUAGAACAUCCCUUUGAAGUAAAGUAUGUGUAUAAAUUCCAUGUAUAAAUAUUGUUUUGAGGGAGCAAGGAGAAAACACACUGUUUCCUGCUGGAGAGUCAACCGGACUAAGCGAGAGUAUCUGAAGAAGUUGAGGUCUGGUUACGCCUCUAAACCGCAUGUUUAGCGCAAUUGAUCUUAAUUAAAUAUUUGUCAAAUGAGUCAAAUCAACGACAGAAACAUGGAGACAACCGUCGGAUUUUUGUGGCUGUGAUAACUAGUAACGAGCGUCCACAUGCCAGGUCCUCUUCCUCCUCUGAUGACGUAGUGACGUGUUGGAGCUGGUCAGACAAACUACCUAUUAUUCCCAAGUCUCGACUCUUAUUAUCCGCAACAAAUAGCUAUUGUUUUUUUUUUCAUCUCUUUGUGAUCAUUUUUACACAAUCCCAACGUUGGCGAAGGAUAUUCACGGUAGUCUACUUGUUUUUGGGAAAGGUUAUACGAGUUGUUGUGUAGUUUAGGUAAAAGUCGCACGGCACUGGCCGCUCGUCGGUUUCUAUGCGGUAGGGACAUGUUGUUAUCCAUUGUUAUGGACUUGUAGCGCUAGUUGUCUUCAGUCCCAUACUAGAGUAGUCUCUGUCUCUCUCUCUGUGUCUCUCUGCGAUGGCCGAGGCGAGGAGAAUGGAGGACGAACAGCAGCAGAGUUUGAGAGGGGAACCGAGAGGGGAACCUGUCGUAAGGAGACAACCAUCUGGAGAGCGCUCAGAGAGGCAGAAAGACCACAGACUCAGGUAAGAGAUCUGCUAGUUUUGACAGACAUAUUGUGUAUCUCAAAUAGUACCCUAUUCUCUCUUUUAAUGCACUACUUCUGACCAGAGUACACUGGCUCCUGGUCUAAAGUAGUGCACUACUUCUGACGAAAGUGUCCCAAAUGACCCCUGUUCCCAAUGGGCCCUGGUCUAAAGUAGUGCACUAUAAAGGGAAAAGGGUGCUGUUUGGGAUAUAGACCAUUUUUUUCCUCUGCUAUUACUCAUCUGCCAUAUAAAUUAUGACCUUGCUUUGCACGCCAACACUUGCUGCCGGGCUAGGAGCUGUUAGCAUGGCUAGUGGUUUUAUAUGGUUGGCUGAGCAGGACUGUAGAGCUGUUAGCAUGGCUAGUGGUUUUAUAUGGUUGGCUGAGCGGGACUGCAGAACUGUCGGGCUAGGAGCUGUUAGCAUGGCUAGUGGUUUUAUAUGGUUGGCUGAGCGGGACUGUAGAACUGUCGGGCUAGGAGCUGUUAGCAUGGCUAGUGGUUUUAUAUGGUUGGCUGAGCAGGACUGUAGAGCUGUUAGCAUGGCUAGUGGUUUUAUAUGGUUGGCUGAGCGGGACUGUAGAGCUGUUAGCAUGGCUAGUGGUUUUAUAUGGUUGGCUGAGCGGGACUGCAGAACUGUCGGGCUAGGAGCUGUUAGCAUGGCUAGUGGUUUUAUAUGGUUGGCAGAGCGGGACUGCAGAACUGUCGGGCUAGGAGCUGUUAGCAUGGCUAGUGGUUUUAUAUGGUUGGCUGAGCAGGACUGUAGAGCUGUUAGCAUGGCUAGUGGUUUUAUAUGGUUGGCUGAGCAGGACUGUAGAGCUGUUAGCAUGGCUAGUGGUUUUAUAUGGUUGGCUGAGCGGGACUGCAGAACUGUCGGGCUAGGAGCUGUUAGCAUGGCUAGUGGUUUUAUAUGGUUGGCUGAGCGGGACUGCAGAACUGUCAGGCUAGGAGCUGUUAGCAUGGCUAGUGGUUUUAUAUGGUUGGCUGAGCAGGACUGUAGAGCUGUUAGCAUGGCUAGUGGUUUUAUAUGGUUGGCUGAGCGGGACUGCAGAACUGUCAGGCUAGGAGCUGUUAGCAUGGCUAGUGGUUUUAUAUGGUUGGCUGAGCAGGACUGUAGAGCUGUUAGCAUGGCUAGUGGUUUUAUAUGGUUGGCUGAGCGGGACUGCAGAACUGUCAGGCUAGGAGCUGUUAGCAUGGCUAGUGGUUUUAUAUGGUUGGCUGAGCAGGACUGUAGAGCUGUUAGCAUGGCUAGUGGUUUCAUAUGGUUGGCUGAGCGGGACUGCAGAACUGUACAAUCACCCUUCUGAACAAUAUUUCUGUGACGUAUAAGCAGGUUAACCAUUAAAGAGGAAUGGAAACACUCGGCUUUAGAACACCAGCUAACUGGAAAUCGCCAUAUUAGCGUUGUUGCGUCAUCGGCAAAAUAGCUUUUGUAAUUCCUGAAUGUACCGUGACCUCUGCGUACAUUAAUUGGCAUGAAUUGGCUGGUGUCAAACCAUAUAUGAAAACAUGAUACAUACAGUAUUUUGAAAGAUAAGAACAAGCCUUUGAAAUGAUAUGACAUACAAUAACACAACUAAUCCUCAUGAAGCUAGAGACUUAGAGCAGAUGGAUACGGCCAUAACAACACAACUUCCUUAUUUUGAAUAGUGUAACAUUUUACUGUGCAAUUCAUGAUGGCGCUAACCACACCUCUAAUAAACGUUGUUCAGGAUCAAAAUACAGAAAAUAAAGAUUUUUCUGUGUUACAAGCGAUUUGUUUCGUAUUAGUGGAUGGAAUAAACCUCUUUGUUUUACAUCCUCAAGUCUUUCCAUUCCUAAUUGUUUUUUUUAAAUUCUUAUUUAAAACAUAGCUGGGACUACUUUCUCUCUCUCUCUCUCUCUCAGCUGUCUCACAGCUGUUGCAGUAAGUAUCCCGGUGCGGUGUUGAGGUUAGGCCGGGACUACUUAUUUUCUGCCUCUGACACAACCCUGGAACUAUGUGGCUCCAGCUUCAGUCGAUUGGCAUGGUAACAGGCUGGAGAGGCUACUCUGGCUGCGGAUAGAAAUUUCCCCUCUUCAGAUGCUGAUCUGGAAUCAGUUUAGCCUUAAACUGAUGUUAGCCUUUAACCAUAAGGAGGGGGAAAUGCAAAAACUGACCUUAGAUCAGAGUCUGAAGGCAACCUCUUUCCCAGAGUUUUAGGAGAUUGUUAUUCAAUGUCAGGAAGUAUAUACUGAUGCAUGUAAGCAAAUAGUUUGGAGGGGGAGGGGGAGGGAGGAGUAGAGGAAGAUGGAAAGGGUAUAGU
Salmo salar (Atlantic salmon) is the source of this 3120-nucleotide messenger RNA. The record is from RefSeq and is a predicted model, not a curated record. NCBI's taxonomy places the organism in Eukaryota, Metazoa, Chordata, Actinopteri, Salmoniformes, Salmonidae.